Messenger RNA from Spathaspora passalidarum NRRL Y-27907, 462 nucleotides. RefSeq lists its product as uncharacterized. The transcript has a single exon. NCBI's taxonomy places the organism in Eukaryota, Fungi, Ascomycota, Pichiomycetes, Serinales, Debaryomycetaceae. The record is from RefSeq and is a predicted model, not a curated record. Bases 1 to 462 code for a protein of 153 amino acids.
AUGAGCACAAUUUCCCGUCAAGUGACACGAGAAUCACUCCUGCCCCUGCCAAGCAUAGUCCAGUACAAGUUUCCCUACAAUUUAAUCAUGAAGGUGUCUACUUCAGAACCACGAGAUGGUCUCCAACUGGAACGCACAUGUCUCACAUUCAUACGAUUUGCAACAGCAUUGUUCUUUACUUCAUUGGUAAUACUUUUGAAUUUCCGACUAGAUACUCCGCAUGCAUCGCCCAGAUCAGGUUUGUCUACAGUGUUGGCGUAUUUAUUGCUUGGACUUUCCUUGGUUGUGUUGGUGAUUUCAGGAGUCAAUUAUUUUGUAACCAUCAAGAGAUAUGCAAAGGGGAAAAUUGAUAAUUUUGGGUUUAAUAAUUUUUGGAGUAUGGUGGCGGUCACUGGGGUGAUUGUCGCGCUUUUAGCAAUCAAUGUAACUUUGUUGAUUGAGGAGUAUUUGAUUCAUGCAUAG